GGUUUGUCAGAGGGAAGGAACAACAAGCAAAAAUAAUCCUCUGCAGCCACAUCUCGGCGACUCUCCUGCUGACCUCGCGCGACGUACCCGCCGCCGCUGUUGGUUGGAGCAUUUGACAUUGUGCAGCAAAGAAAUGGUUAUGGAGAAGCCCAGUCCGCUGCUUGUAGGGCGGGAGUUUGUGAGGCAAUAUUAUACUUUGCUGAAUAAAGCUCCAGAAUAUUUACACAGGUUUUAUGGCAGGAAUUCCUCCUAUGUUCAUGGUGGAGUAGAUGCUAGUGGAAAGCCCCAGGAAGCUGUUUAUGGCCAAAAUGAUAUACACCACAAAGUAUUAUCUCUGAACUUCAGUGAAUGUCAUACUAAAAUUCGUCAUGUGGAUGCUCAUGCAACCUUGAGUGAUGGAGUAGUUGUCCAGGUCAUGGGUUUGCUGUCUAACAGCGGGCAGCCAGAGAGGAAGUUUAUGCAGACCUUUGUUCUGGCUCCUGAAGGUUCUGUCCCAAAUAAGUUUUAUGUUCACAAUGAUAUGUUUCGUUAUGAAGAUGAAGUGUUUGGUGAUUCUGAACCAGAACUUGAUGAAGAAUCAGAAGAUGAAGUAGAAGAGGAACAAGAAGAAAGGCAACCAUCUCCUGAACCUGUGCAAGACAAUGCCAAUAGUGGUUACUAUGAAGCUCACCCUGUGACCAAUGGCAUAGAGGAACCUUUGGAAGAAUCCUCUCAUGAACCUGAACCUGAGCCAGAAUCUGAAACAAAGACCGAAGAGCUGAAACCUCAAGUGGAAGAGAAAAACUUAGAAGAAUUAGAGGAGAAGUCUACUUCUCCUCCUCCUGCAGAACCUGUUUCUCUGCCACAAGAACCACCAAAGGCUUUCUCCUGGGCUUCAGUGACCAGUAAAAACCUGCCUCCUAGUGGUACUGUUUCUUCCUCUGGAAUUCCACCCCAUGUUAAAGCACCAGUCUCACAGCCGAGAGUUGAAGCCAAACCAGAAGUCCAGUCCCAGCCACCUCGUGUGCGUGAGCAGCGGCCCAGGGAGCGGCCUGGCUUUCCUCCUAGAGGACCAAGACCUGGCAGAGGAGAUAUUGAACAGAAUGAAUCUGACAACCGUAGAAUAAUUCGCUAUCCAGACAGUCAUCAACUUUUUGUUGGUAACUUGCCACAUGAUAUUGACGAAAAUGAACUGAAAGAAUUCUUCAUGAGUUUUGGAAACGUUGUGGAACUUCGCAUCAAUACCAAGGGUGUUGGGGGAAAGCUUCCAAAUUUUGGUUUUGUGGUUUUUGAUGAUUCUGAACCAGUUCAGAGAAUCUUAAUUGCAAAACCAAUUAUGUUUCGAGGGGAAGUACGUUUAAAUGUGGAGGAGAAAAAAACAAGAGCUGCAAGAGAGCGAGAAACCAGAGGUGGUGGUGAUGAUCGCAGGGAUAUUAGGCGCAACGAUCGCGGUCCUGGUGGUCCACGUGGGAUAGUGGGUGGUGGAAUGAUGCGUGACCGUGAUGGAAGAGGACCUCCUCCAAGAGGCGGCAUGGCACAGAAACUUGGCUCUGGAAGAGGAACCGGACAAAUGGAAGGCCGCUUCACAGGACAGCGUCGCUGAAGCUCCACUGUUGGCAGAGUCUUGGCGGUGGUACAUUAUUCAUCGUGUUUGCAUUCUUGUUAAUUUUUUUUUGGCUUUGGAAUGUGACACAGCCUUUUUGAUCAUUUCUUUGAUGUGAAAAGCAUCUUUUUGUUAUCAUUUAAAUUGAGGUGGACAUUUAUUUCCCCAAUUUCACAACAGGAUUCACAUUGUUAAUUUAUAAAUCUAGACUUGGAGAAUUACGGACUGAGAAAUGACCAUAUCUUAAACUGUCUACAACAAAAUGAACUUAAAAGGACAUUCCCAACUGAAUUCAGAUCCUUUGAGUCAAAAAAAAAAAAAAAAAUCCUCUGCUGCACAUUUUGUUUAAGUGU
Messenger RNA from Loxodonta africana (African savanna elephant), 1935 nucleotides. RefSeq names its product G3BP stress granule assembly factor 2 (gene G3BP2). Gene Ontology annotation, cellular component: cytosol; ribonucleoprotein complex. Bases 134 to 1582 code for a protein of 482 amino acids. The record is from RefSeq and is a predicted model, not a curated record. The transcript is spliced from 12 exons. NCBI's taxonomy places the organism in Eukaryota, Metazoa, Chordata, Mammalia, Proboscidea, Elephantidae. Gene Ontology annotation, molecular function: mRNA binding.